Molecule: messenger RNA, 573 nt
Organism: Oppiella nova
Lineage: Eukaryota; Metazoa; Arthropoda; Arachnida; Sarcoptiformes; Oppiidae
Source: the annotation of a GenBank genome assembly
AUGGCAGAACAGAAACAUGAAGUGAUUCUUCAUGUCUACGAUUUGUCACGAAUUAACGAAUGGAUAAAUCUAUUGUCACAAGACAUGGGUGUCUAUCAUACGGGCACAGAAGUCUAUGGUAAAGAAUAUUCAUUCGGCGGACAUCCCUAUGAUUUGAGCGGAAUAUUCAUAACGACUCCGAAAGAUAUUGAAUCCCUGAGUGUUAAUAAUGUUUUCAAAUACAAAGAGUCAAAAGCUAUCGGAUAUACAGAACUGAGCGAAGAGAAGGUGCAACAAAUUGUCACUGAAAUGGGUCGCAAAGGAUUCAAGGGAAAGGACUAUAAUCUUAUUCAAAAGAAUUGUAACCACUUUUCCGAUGAGUUUUGUAAGAGACUGUGCGGUAAUGGCAUUCCCAAAGAGAUCAACACUUUGGCCGAAACUAUAGCUCAGUAUCCAUGGAUUGAGAGACAAAUACCGGUCGAGUUUGUGACUCCACAGGCCCUCGAGAAUGAUAUCAAACAGGAAAGGGAGAGAGACUUACAAAAACAAGACAAACAAGAGUCUACCGAUUCUGUCAGUGAUUCAAAAGAGUAA